AUAUUCAAGUAGGAAAUAAGGCUUUUAUAGUUUCAUGUGGUUUUAUCAAAAAUGUAGUUGUUUGAUUCUGUGAUUGUUUUUGCAUUUUUGGGGUUAAUUCAAACUGUCAUGAAACAAUAAAUAAGUUUGUUAUGAGAUGUUUUGAGAUUAGGUUGAACAUUAUCACUAAUGUGAAUUCAAAAUAAUUUUGUUGACGACGAAUUUUACUCAUUGAAUUUAUAAUGGAACAUUCGAACACAUAUAUUGUACUUUCUGCGAAUAAUGAUGAAUCUAACCAUUUCCUCCCAAAUCAGUUUACUGGUUAUCUCCCCAAUUUAUAUAUUACUGAAACUUGUAGUCAAAAAAAUCUCAAAAAUGUAUCUGUUGUACAUAACAUAGAAGGAAAUGCAAAUAUCGAUGGCGAAAAUUUACUUGAACCACCUGUAUAUUCGAAUAAUGAAGUGGAAAAUUUGCUGGAAGGAUAUACCUGGAUUAAAUGCUCUUUUUGCGGGGAUGUUUUUAGUGAUAUAAAUUUAUAUAUGAUACAUGAAAAAACCCACCAAAACAAAAAUGAAUUUGAAUGCUCCAAAUGUAACAAAUCCUUCAGCAAAGAAAAUUUAUAUAAAAAGCACAUAAUGACUCAUCUGAACGAUAAGACUUUCAACUGUGCUAUUUGUAAUAUUGGUUUCAAUUUUGAAAAUAAUUAUAGAGUGCAUAUGGCUAUACAUGGAAAUUCAUUGGUUUGUCCUAUAUGUGAAUUAUCCUUUCAAAGAAAAGCUAGUUUGAAAUCUCAUCUAGCUAUUCACCAAGUUGAGGAAUUAUUUUCAUGUCCAGAAUGUGCAUCUGAAUUUUAUAAUAUGGUGGAAUUGAAAAAACACAUUAAAACACAUUCUAUACAGUCUAACAAUAAGGAGGGAUUAAUAUGUAACUAUUGUAAAGUAGAAUUUGAGACUCCAGCUCUAUUGAAAGAACAUAUAAUCUGUCAUAUGAAGGUGAAAAAACUUGUGUUCAAUGGGAGAAAAACAACAAAAAAUCAUGUUAAACAAAGAAAACUCAAGCAUUGUUGUAAAGUUUGUGGUAAAUCUUUUCCUAAGUUGUCUCUAUUAGAAAGACAUUUACGUAUUCAUAAUGGUGAACGUCCAUUUGUGUGUCAAAUUUGUUCAAAAGGCUUCUCUCAAAAAGGAACCCUGCAAAUUCAUCUAUCCAAACAUACUGGUAUAAAACCAUUCUCCUGUACAUUAUGUCCAGCCAAGUUCUAUCAGAAGUGCAAUUUGAAAGUACAUGUUCAAAAAACACAUACUGCUACGUCAGAAGGAGAGAAAACUUUCAAAUGCCCUGAGUGUCAUAGCAUUUUUAAGAGAGUAGCCUCAUUGAAUGGACACAUGAGGAAAUUCCAUGCAGACACUAGCCCUAUCACUAUAACUACAGUUAUUGAUCAAUUGAAGAAUCUAGAAAAACAAUUAGGUGGAAAUAAUGUAGAAUCAGAAACAGGAGGCAGUAAUAAAAAUCCUUCAGUGUUUGAUACCUCUCAAAAGCCAGGCAUCUCCAAUGUCAAUAAAACCGAAAACUAUAAAGUAUAUUCUCUUAUUCAGAAAUAUGAAGGUCCCAAUAAGGUUUACAUUUGUUCUUACUGUGAUAAGGCAUAUAAGAAACCCUCAGAUCUAAUUCGUCAUAUAAGGACCCACACCAAAGAAAAACCAUUCAAGUGCCACUGUGGUAGAUCAUUCGCAUUAAAAUCAACACUUCAAGGACAUAUGCAAAUACAUAAAGGGAAAAAAUGCUCUAACUGUUCGAAAGUUAUUUUUUCUCUCAAAGUAUGGAGAGCUCAUACAAGGAAGCAUCAGGCAGACUCUAUUCAUAAAAAGAACUCAGAGCAAGAAGAAUGUCAGAAUACUGAAGCUUUUUUAAUCUCACCUUUUAAAAGAAAAAAAGUUAUUUCUGAUAAACCAUUCAAAUGCCAAUCAUGUUCAUCAUCUUUUUUGAGAAAAAUGAGUCUAAAACGGCAUAUGCGGCUACACACUGGAGAAAAAACACACAAGUGUGAGACCUGUUCAAGAUUAUUCAUCUCUGCCUAUACUUUAAACAAGCAUAUGAAAUCCCAUACAGCUCUCAAAAAUUUCAGUUGCGAUUUGUGCAACAAAAGUUUCAUGAAACAAUCUUUAUUGAAACGUCAUUAUUCGACACAUGAUGAGACAAAGCCAUAUGAAUGUCCAUAUUGCUCGAAAAGAUAUAAAGAAUUAGUAACUUGCAGAAAACAUAUUGAUACUCAUGGAAAUUUUAGUGAAGAUCAGAAUGGAGUGCAUCAGGAGAGCAAUACCCUCAUUGCUGCAGAAAAUCCUUCUACGAAUAACUCCUCGAAUGAAUUAUCACAUAAAACAACAUUAUUGAGAGAAAAUACAAAUAGUGUCGUUUUUGAUGAUUUUCUUGGCAUACAGCAGGAAAAUAGAGAAAUAAUUAAUUCAGUAUUAGAAUCAGUGCAAACUAUUGAUCAACCAACAACAGUUACAGAUUCACCCUCACUUUUAGAUUCUGGCCAGAAUCAAAAUCUCCAAACCAUUUUGGUGAGUUGUCCAGAAUUACAAAAUGGAGAGGUAUUGAAUAAUUAUUUCCUUUCCCAGUUCGAUCUACAGACCAAUGAUGCUGUCAUAAUAAAUUCAAUAAAUGAUAAUAAUGAACAACCUUCCAUUGUUUUAAACAUACAAAAUCUCAAUGUUAAUUCAUUGCCUAAUGUAGAAAAUGUAAUGGGUGCAGAAGCCCGCUCUUGUGAUGACUUAAGUGAAAAUUUUGAUCCUGUUCUCAGUUCAACAAAAACUAGAUCAUUAUUGAUCAGUAAUCAGAUAAUCAAUCCUACUCUAGAUUCUUCAGAAACUUGCAUACAAAAUGAUAUAGGAGAUAAUUUUCUUUCCAACAAUAUUUCAUUAUAUCCAAGUACACAAAUAAAUUUUGACACCCCUUCAGAACUGAAUUCUGAUGCAAUAAAUGUGAUAGACUCUACAGGUGAUACAUUUAGAGAAGAUGUAAAUAAAACCAACUCCAAUGCUGGAUGUAGUCUUCAGUUACUCGAUGUUACCACCGAAACUCAGGAAGCUGUUAAUUUAAAUAUGAUCCAUUGUAUGGAAUGCAAAAAAAUGUUCGAUUCAAUGGAAAUCUAUCUAAGACAUAUAUGCUUGAAAUCUAUUUUAAAAAAAAAUUAUGUGUCUGCUCCGUGUGAAAAACUUAAUGAAGAAUUAAACCCAAAAUGUGAUAAUGGAAAUAUAGAUGCUGAUGAUGUUAAUGACAAAUCAAAAAAAACUGUUAAGCGAUUCUUAAAAUGUGUUUAUUGCGAAAAGGAAUUCAGUAAUAGAGGUGUCUACAUGAAACAUGUUAAUUCACACCAGGAAAAUGGUUUACAUAUGUGUAAAUUUUGUACCAAAGGGUUCAGAAAACCAUCUGAUUUAGGCCGUCAUUUGAGAACUCAUACAGGAGAAAAACCAUUUGCAUGUGAUCAGUGUGAUAAGAAGUUUAGUUUGAAAUCUACCUUAGAAUUCCAUUUCAAAACACAUGAUCCAAGUGCUGCCAAAAAAUUUGUUUGUGAAGUCUGCAAUUCCUUUUUCACUUCUUUGUCUAGUAAAAAGCUACAUAUGCAUGUACAUACUGGUGCUAAACCUCAUAAGUGCAACUAUUGUGAACAACACUUCAGAACUAUCGCCCAUAGGAAAUGUCACGAGAAGAAAAUUCACCUCAAUAAUCAAGGAAAAAAAGUGAAACAGAGCAAAGCUAAAAAAAUAACAAAUAUUCUUGCAGCAGCAGUGGAUAUGGCUGUUAAUGAAGCUGUCAGUGAACACCAAAAUUCAGAACAAGAUGAUAUUUCCAGAUAUUGUGAAAUUCAGGUACCAAAAAUACAAAUGGAUUUUGCUGAACCCCCCUCAGAUUCAGUUCAAAUCGAUCAAACACUUUUACAACUACAAAGCCCUAAUAUCUUCCUUCAAGAAAUAGAUGAUUUAGCCUGUUCAGAAAGUGUUGAAGAUUUGGUGGAUAUGGAAGAUGAAUAUUUUGUAGAGAAUAUUUCAAAGAACGCAGAUGAAAAUUUUGUCUGCCACAUAUGCCAAGGAGAGUUUGAAACUUCAGAUGACCUUUACAAACAUGUGCAAUUACAUUCAAAGAAAUUUGAGUGCGACCAUUGCAGAUCAUCAUUUUCUUCCAUUAAUGAACUGACUGAACAUCAACAAUCUCAUUUAGCUAGUGAAUCUUAUUCUUGUUUCCUCUGUGAUAUUAGUUUAGCGGGAGUCCAUAUGUUGAAAGAUCACUUAAGAAGUGUUCAUCAAAUAGUUGACACAUCCUCACAGCUUAUUUUUUAAAGGAGACUACGAAGAUUAUUUAUUCUCUUUCAUAUUUUAAAUAUAAAUUUAUGAUUUUUAAUAGUUUAUUGUUUUUAAAUAUAUUAUUCUGGACUAGUCCUGCAUUUGAUAUUUUGUGACAAAAAAUACUGCUUUAAUAUAUAAUUUAUAAUUUA
Messenger RNA from Harmonia axyridis, 4471 nucleotides. RefSeq names its product zinc finger protein 236-like. Lineage: Eukaryota; Metazoa; Arthropoda; Insecta; Coleoptera; Coccinellidae. The transcript has 15 exons. Gene Ontology annotation, cellular component: nucleus. The record is from RefSeq and is a predicted model, not a curated record. Bases 222 to 4316 code for a protein of 1364 amino acids.